CCUGCACGAGGAUAAGCUGCGGAGAGGAAAAGUAGCGGUAAGAGUAGAUUUAAACAACCCUGAGAGGGUGAAGAGGAAGUGGUGCGCGUGAAUUACGCGCUUUACGCUUAACGGUAUAUCGAUCCUGGACCCAAAGGAUCAUCUUUGGUAUUCCGCUGGUGUAUCAGGCUACCGAGGGUGUUGGUUUCUCUCCGCGAGGAUUUCACUCGCUGCCCGAAGGCCGAUACUGAUAUGACACGGUAAAAAUGAGAAUUGAUACUAUCGAAGGCCUUUCGGAUGAAGGAUCACUGUCAGAGAAUAUGGAUACGGAGAGCUACGGAGUAGAAGCAGAACUCACGAGCCUUUCCUGGCUCCAAUCCCUCGACAUCACCAGUGCCUCAAAUCUACCGACUCCACCAUGCUCGCCUUCGCCUCCUCCGAUCGCUCAGCAUGCACCAAAGAAAAUGUCACCAUUGCUUAAAGCUGAACUAGACCUUGCUGAAAAUGCGGAAAAGUACCGUCUGGACUCGGAUGCUAAACCUCCUUUCUCAUACGCAACAUUAAUCUGCUUGGCGAUGCGGGCUAAUAAUAACAAACUGACACUAUCGAGCAUCUACAGAUGGAUAAGAGAAAACUUCAUGUACUACAAGCAUGCCGAUCCCGCGUGGCAGAACUCAAUCCGCCACAAUCUAUCGUUGAACAAAUGUUUCGUGAAGCUGCCACGAUCGAAAGACGAGCCGGGUAAGGGAGGUUUUUGGAAAUUGGAUCUUGAGAGAUUAGAGGAAGGAAGACGUUCGCGAAGGCGGGUCUCGUCCCGCCGAAAUAGCACGACCAAAACAGCGGUACCAACCGCAAAUUCGACACCUGUAGCCUUGUACGAAACUCCACCGAGCAGCGUUUCACCCCCAAUUCCAGACAGCCUGCCAGAAGUCCCCGAAUCGACACAGGUUAGUCUAAGCGAAGAUGACCUUACAGGACUUCUGAUCGCAACUGUCGGCUGGGAUGAGAAUCAGCUUGAUCUUCUCGAUUCUUUAUUAGAUUCCUUGUAAGCAUCAUAUUUCUUCUUCUUUUCCUCCUAAUUCUUUUUUUUUUUUUUUUUUUUUUCAUAAAAUAAUGACGCCGGGUUAUUUCCUUGAAAAUUGUCUCUCAAUUGCCUAAAUUCAGGCGGAUUUACUCCUGUGAAAUUGCCGUGAAAUAACCCGACGUAUACGAUACAUCUAUCGUUCAAGGUUCAAACAUCCCGCGGUAAAUUUACGCUGACAGCAAUAAUUAUAACCGUUGCUCAUGUAUAGAAUUAAAUAUUCAGACAACCUUUUUGUCUCUAACUUUAAUACGCACGACGAUCCUUCGAGUGAUUUGCACAAGUAAAUUGUAUAUUCGCGAAUUAAAAAAAUUCAAACAUACAUUUUAUAUAGUGAUUUAAAUAUUGUAUAAUAUCUAAAGUGAUGUCCGGCAAUGGAGUUGAAAAUUUUCGGACAAUAUUCUUCAAAUAUUAAGAAAUUUUAACAACUUUAAGAAGAAAAAUCUUUAGUUAUUGUAAUCGAAUUUUUUUCUUAAUUAAAUUAGUGUAGAUACAAUUAGUAAUACCGUAGAACCGACUCAAACAACAAGUACCACACGUGAAA
Messenger RNA from Diprion similis, 1604 nucleotides. RefSeq names its product forkhead box protein J1-B-like. NCBI's taxonomy places the organism in Eukaryota, Metazoa, Arthropoda, Insecta, Hymenoptera, Diprionidae. Gene Ontology annotation, molecular function: DNA-binding transcription factor activity, RNA polymerase II-specific; RNA polymerase II cis-regulatory region sequence-specific DNA binding. Gene Ontology annotation, biological process: regulation of transcription by RNA polymerase II. The record is from RefSeq and is a predicted model, not a curated record. The coding region runs from base 246 to 1028 and encodes 260 amino acids. The transcript is spliced from 4 exons.